AUGAGCGAGAAACAGGAAUUAGCUCGUGCCACGGACCUUAAGCGAAUAGUUUACUUCGGUAUCGCUAUCUCCACACUCGCCAUCACUACAGCAAUUAUUGGUAUUCCUCUGCUGUGCCUUUAUCUGCAAAAUGUUCACUCAAAUGUAAAUGACGAGUUAGCAUAUUGUCGUACAAGAACCCAUGGAAUCCGGGGCGAGUAUACCAGAAUCCAAACUGAUCGAGAACAACGGCAAAAGCGGCAGGUAUCGUCAUGCUGUUCCUGUGGCAUUGGUGCAGUUGGCGCGAUUGGGCCACCUGGCCCUGAUGGCGAACCCGGCGCUGACGGCCAUCCUGGGCAUCCCGGCGCACCGGGUCCUGACGCUAAAGACGACAAGGCAGUCCCGACAGAAGCCGAUUUCUGCUACGAAUGUGAACCUUCGCCUCCUGGGCCUCCAGGUGUCACUGGGCCGAUGGGUCCGAUGGGACCCAUUGGUCCCCCUGGAGAGCCUGGUGCCAGUGGACUACAAGGAAAUCGUGGACCUCCCGGACCUCAGGGACCACCCGGUAAACAAGGCGAGCAAGGCCCGGUAGGACCACCUGGUAAUCCUGGCGCCGUUAGGACGCUCCCAUCACCUAUUGGCGUCAGCGGCCCUGAGGGACCCGAAGGUCCUCCAGGCCCUCCAGGUUCACCAGGUAACCGUGGUCAUGACGCAAUGAAUGGUCUCAUGGGACCUAUGGGUGAUAAUGGUCCGGACGCUCCGAAUGGCAAGGAUGGCGAUGAUGGUGCACCUGGAACGCCUGGAAAGGACGGUCCGAAAGGAUCGUGCGAUCAUUGCCCUGUCCCACGUACACCUCCAGGUUAUUAA
This is a messenger RNA of Haemonchus placei, 846 nucleotides long. The record is from the annotation of a GenBank genome assembly. Lineage: Eukaryota; Metazoa; Nematoda; Chromadorea; Rhabditida; Trichostrongylidae.